AUGCAUCGUCGUUUUGGUUCCGACCAUUCAUGCAUCCAUGAGCAAGUAGAGCAUGCACACGGCGCCUCUGUAACUGUGGCGACCAAACAACCACGGAUACGAGGCAUUUGUGAAUACCUACAUUCCAAGUGCCCGCUAGUCUAUGCAGACAUUAGGAUCGGAGUCUGCCGUGGCGCUCGAGCCGGCCGGAAACUCGGUUCGCCCGCACAGCCACAUUGCCAGAAGCGGUCGGCUUUGGCCAAGUCAGCGCAACUUGCAAGC
Molecule: messenger RNA, 261 nt
Organism: Protopolystoma xenopodis
Lineage: Eukaryota; Metazoa; Platyhelminthes; Monogenea; Polystomatidea; Polystomatidae
Source: the annotation of a GenBank genome assembly